GAGGAGGAUGGGGAGGAGGACGGGUCCGGCCGGCUGCCCAUGCUGCCCCCGAUCGCCCCAGGCCCUCAGGACUCCGGAAACAAGAGGAAAAAGAAGAAAAAGAAGAAGAAGAAGAAGAGGCCGAGCCGGGCGUUGGCUGGAGAAGGGGGCAGAGACAGGCGAGACAGAGACAGGCGAGACAGAGACAGGCGAGACAGAGAUCCAGGGGCCGGGGGAGGCGGCCCGCCCUCCCCCAGCGCCCAGCCAGAUAAACAUCAAAGCAAAAGCUGGAAGGAUCAGACCCCCUCUUUAUCCGCUCAUGAAAUGUUAAAACCCUGCAAGGCUUCUGACUCCAAACAAGAGACCACAAAGGAGAUUAAAACGAAUAAAGAGGAUAACAAACAUAUUUCUACGCCCACGAAUUCUUGCUCUACCCAAAUAGUCCAGAACCUCUCUGACCAGAUCAAUGAAAGCCUCCGUUGGGAUGGAAUGCUUGAAGACCCCGUGGCAGAGGAAGAAAGGAUUCGGAUAUAUAAACAGAAUAGAAGAAAACGCUACAGAAUUUAUGCCUUGGAAAGCAUGUGCUCCGGUCCGCUCGACACAGUGGGAAGUCAUGGGAUCCUUCCCUGCCUUCAAAAGAAUGAAUCUCGCACGAACGGCAGUCAGCCGGUAUUCAAGACAGACCACCCCAAAGCUUACUUUGGGGGAAACCCAGGCCAGAAGGACCUGAUCUGAAGCCUUCAGCACUAGCCAGUGUCUCAUGAAUUGUGUCUUUUUUUCCCGUCAUCAAUUUUACUUGUUUUAAAAAUAAAGACCAGUCCUCUCUCGGAAG
Molecule: messenger RNA, 811 nt
Organism: Tachyglossus aculeatus (Australian echidna)
Lineage: Eukaryota; Metazoa; Chordata; Mammalia; Monotremata; Tachyglossidae
Gene: LIAT1
Product: chromosome 17 C17orf97 homolog
Exons: 2
Coding region: 40-714 (224 amino acids)
Biological process (GO): protein arginylation
Source: RefSeq, a predicted model, not a curated record